GGUAUUGAAUUAUUCAUCUUCCAACUGACAUUACCAUUCCUUACAUCUCCCAUUUCUUUUUCUUUUCCUUACAAAAAAAUCAUUUUUGUUGUUUUAUGAACACUGAAAACCCUACACUCACCCAUUUCUCAAAUUUUUUUAACUCUCUUAUCUGCUAGUACUAUUCCCUUAUCACUAUCACCUGCAGCAGAAACAGAGAGAAGAGCAACAAAAAAAGCUCAACAUCACCCCCACUCUCUCGUCCUCUUCCUGCUAUCAUCUAUUGCUCUCUCUCAUUACUCUGCUUUUUGCUCUUUUAUUAUCUAACAACUAAACCCUUUAUUUUUGUUGAACUAGUAAAGCAUUACUAGUAUUCAACAGCUAAAGGAAUUAGAAAAAUACCCACAUGGAUCUCUCAUCUUCUUUCUUUCUUAGCUUGUCUUUUGCUUUCCUCAUUCUGUCGAAAGGUGUAUUAGGGGCUACAUUUACCUUUGUGAACAAAUGUGAGUACACAGUAUGGCCAGGUAUUCUUGCUAAUGCAGGUAGUCCAACUCUACAAAGCACUGGAUUUGAACUUCCGCAAGACUCUUCACGUACAUUCACUGCACCCACUGGUUGGUCCGGCAGGUUUUGGGGCAGAACAAGUUGCUCAUUUGACGGAUCCGGGUCGGGUUCAUGCGGAACUGGUGAUUGUGGCUCCGGCGAAGUAGAAUGCAACGGCGCCGGAGCUGCUCCGCCGGCGACUCUAGCGGAGUUUACUCUCGGAACUGGUGGGCAGGAUUUUUACGACGUGAGCUUAGUUGACGGGUAUAAUUUACCCAUGGUGGUCGAAGCUUCGGGCGGGUCGGGUAUGUGUGCGACGACGGGUUGUGUUACGGAUCUGAACCAAAUCUGCCCGACGGAACUGAGGAGUGGCGGUGGAGAAGCGUGUAGGAGCGCGUGUGAGGCGUUUAACAAGCCGGAGUAUUGCUGCAGCGGCGCGUAUAAUACACCGGCGACUUGUAAACCGUCGAUGUACUCGCAGAUGUUCAAAACUGCUUGCCCGAGAUCGUAUAGCUACGCUUAUGAUGAUCCUACUAGCACUUUCACUUGCAGUGGCGCAGAUUAUACGGUCACAUUUUGCCCUUCAACCCCAAGUCAAAAAUCUACAAAAGAUACGACACCUACUACAACAACACCCAGUGAUAGCGGGUCUUAUGAUGGGACAGGAGUUGUGGACCCUGCAACAGGAACAGGGUCAAGUUCAGGCCAAAUGGUUUCCGGAUCGGGUGCCGGGUUAGAGUACGGGUCAGGAACACAAUACGGGUCAGGAUCCGGAACAGAAUAUGGGGGAGGAACCGAAACGCAGUCCGGAUCCGGGUCUCAAGCUAUGCUGACAGAUGGGUCAUAUUUAGCUGGAUUAGCCAUGGGAGAAUCCACAAGAGUUCUCUAUCCAACAGCUUUGCAUUUCAGUGCUUUGGCUGCAACUUUGGUUUUAUUUGUUUUCUUGUAGCUGUAAUGAGAGUGGGGUUUUUUGCCUUUUGUCUAGUAAAGCUGAUAGAUUCCUCCAGAUUGUAAGCCACCACUUUCCAUAAAUUAAUGUUUUUUUUAGCUAUGAAUCUUUUUUUCUCUUCUUUUUAUUGUUGUACUUGGCCAUAUUUUCACUUUUCAAUGUGUAUAUGUAAUGCAGUAUUCUUUCU
Messenger RNA from Nicotiana attenuata, 1658 nucleotides. Its product is annotated as thaumatin-like protein 1. The coding region runs from base 386 to 1471 and encodes 361 amino acids. Gene Ontology annotation, biological process: defense response. Gene Ontology annotation, cellular component: extracellular region. Lineage: Eukaryota; Viridiplantae; Streptophyta; Magnoliopsida; Solanales; Solanaceae. The record is from RefSeq and is a predicted model, not a curated record. The transcript is spliced from 3 exons.